Parascedosporium putredinis is the source of this 702-nucleotide messenger RNA. Lineage: Eukaryota; Fungi; Ascomycota; Sordariomycetes; Microascales; Microascaceae. The record is from the annotation of a GenBank genome assembly.
AUGAAGGGCAACUUUUGCCAUAUGAUCGGCUCCUUCUUGCUUCUGAUAGCAACCAUUCUUCUUAUCGUGACCAGCAUCACGGCGCCUGUCGUCAAUAAGCUGGGAAUCAUCACAGUCGAUCUUGGCGAGGAUUCGAGGGUGGGCAAAGAGGUGUCUUUCGGUACUUUUGGUUGGUGUGUGCAGGACGGUGGCCCUGAUGGCGAAGAUGUAUGCUCCCCGGCCAAGGUCGGCUAUAACCCCGCCGAAGUGAUGCAGAGCAUCGACGGAACCGACAUGGCUAGCUACUCGGAGGCCACCACCAAGGCCCUCACCCGUGUUCUUGUCCUCCACCCCGUCGCUGCCGGCCUCAACUUCAUCGCCUUUGGCCUUACCCUCGGUGCCAGUGCUAUUGGCUCUUUCAUCGCCUCCCUAGUGGCCUUCACCGCCUUCGUCGUCACCGCGAUCGUAAUGAUUUGCGACUUUGUGCUUUUUGGCAUCCUUCGGGCCGAUAUCAACGAGAACGACGACAGCGAGAGCCACGCCUACUUCAGUGUCGGCAUCUGGUGCGUUCUCGUUUCCGCACUCUGCAGCUUGCUCGCUUCCAUCUUGGUCUUUGUCACUUGCUGUGCCGGCCGCUUCAAGAAGCGACGCGACGUCGAAAAGGUUGCCGCCCCUCCCGCUGCCCCUCCCGCUAGGCGCCGAUUCUGGCCUCGCCGCCGCUAA